Meriones unguiculatus (Mongolian gerbil) is the source of this 1026-nucleotide messenger RNA. It is a transcript of the gene Etv2, whose product is annotated as ETS variant transcription factor 2. The record is from RefSeq and is a predicted model, not a curated record. NCBI's taxonomy places the organism in Eukaryota, Metazoa, Chordata, Mammalia, Rodentia, Muridae. Gene Ontology annotation, molecular function: sequence-specific DNA binding; DNA-binding transcription factor activity, RNA polymerase II-specific. Bases 23 to 1024 code for a protein of 333 amino acids. The transcript has 6 exons. Gene Ontology annotation, biological process: regulation of transcription by RNA polymerase II; cell differentiation. Gene Ontology annotation, cellular component: nucleus.
AGAACAGUCGAGGCAAGCAUCCAUGGACCUGUGGAACUGGGAUGACGCAUCAGUACAGGAAGUGCCUCCCGGGGACAAGCUGACAGGACUGGGAGCGGAAUUUGGUUUCUAUUACCCUGAGGUGGCUCUGCAAGGGAACGCGCCGAUCACACCGAUGACCGUAGAGGACUGCUGGAAAGGGGUCCCAGAGCCGGACUGGAGCCCCGCUUUACCCCAAGAGGAAGUACCUUUCGAGGCAGAGCCCGUUGCUCGCCCCCUUCCAUGGUCGCGAGACUGGACAGACCCGGGGUGCAACACCGCGGACCCGUGGAGCUGCGCCUCCCGGUCGACAGGCCCCGCCCCUCCAGGCGCGAGCCCCGCCCCCUUCGUUGGCUUUGAAGGCGCCGCGGGCCAGAAUCCCGCCACCGCGGCGGGAGGGCCCCCCUCGUGGUCGCACCCUCCGGCCGCCUGGAGCACCGCCAGCUGGGACUGUUCUCUGGGCCCCCCUAGCGCCACCCUCUGGGACCACGGCCUGGGCGGGGAAGUGAGUGAGGACUGUACGGCGUCGUGGGGCUGGUCUGCGGGUUCGGACUUCGCCACCUCGUGGACUAGUGCGCUGCAGGACGGCGGCGUCCCCGGCGAGGGCCACCGAGCGCCCACCACGCCCUCCAAGUCGAGCCGGCAGCCUGAUCGGGCCUCCUUGACUCGCCACCCCAAAACUAACCACCGAGGCCCCAUUCAGCUGUGGCAGUUCCUCCUGGAGCUGCUCCACGACGGGGCGCGCAGCAGCUGCAUCCGCUGGACGGGCAACAGCCGCGAGUUCCAGCUGUGCGACCCCAAAGAGGUGGCCCGGCUGUGGGGCGAGCGCAAGAGGAAGCCCGGGAUGAAUUACGAGAAGCUGAGCCGAGGCCUGCGCUACUAUUACCGCCGCGACAUCGUGCUCAAGAGCGGUGGGCGCAAGUACACCUACCGCUUCGGGGGGCGUGUGCCCGUCCUCGCCUGUAGGGAUGACGCGGGGCACCUGCCAGGUGCAGAGAGCCAAUAAAA